Acinonyx jubatus (cheetah) is the source of this 1269-nucleotide messenger RNA. RefSeq lists its product as uncharacterized. The record is from RefSeq and is a predicted model, not a curated record. Lineage: Eukaryota; Metazoa; Chordata; Mammalia; Carnivora; Felidae. The coding region runs from base 475 to 1269 and encodes 264 amino acids. The transcript has 13 exons.
ACUCUCUUAGCAACUUUCAAAUAUUAAUAUUUCAGUAUUAACUAUAGUCAUCAUGCUGUGUAUUAAACCCCAUGACUUAUUUUGUAACUAAAUGUGUGUACCUGCAAAAGGUUAAAUUUUCUAAAGCAAAUAAAUACUGCUAAGUUGUUCUGCUCUGUGCAACACAUUUUCUUGGUCUCAUUGUCAUGUUUCUAUCCAAUUUAUUCCUUGCCUUACAGUUAAAGGCAAGGUUGAUCUGGAAAAGCUGAUGAAUGAAGUGAAAUCUUUUUCGGGAGACAAAGUUGAUGCCAAUAGACUUGAAAGUGUUUUCGAAAACUUGGGGAUUAAGCUCACACCUAAUGAACAUUUGAACUUGCUGAAGACACUGCUACUUGAUGCUGAUGGAAAAGUGUAUAAGAAAAGGUUGAUGAAGGGCAUAAAGUCUCUCAAACGAGGCAGUGUUGAUGUCAGUAAGCUGGACACUCUUUUAGAAACAUGGGAAUCAGCAUCACAGAAGGAGAAUUCAUGGAUCUGAUAGAAAGAUUGCCAGAUGAUGAUAAAGGGAAGGUCAAACUAGAUACGUUGAUUGAAGAAUUGAGUUCUGUUUUAGGAAAGCAAGUUGAUGUCAGUGAUGUAGACAGUGCUCUGAAAGACAUGAAAGUUGAGGUCACAGACAAGGAAUACUUUAAUUUAGUAAAAACUCUACCAGUUGAUGCUGAAGGAAAGGUUUAUCAAAAAAGGCUGCUGGAUGGUGUGAAGGCUCUUCAAAGAGGAAAGGUGGCUAUGAAUAACCUCGUCCCAUUUCUGGAAAAUAUGGGGAUUAAGCUGUCACACAAAGAACUUGAAGAUUUUUCACAAAACCUACCAGUUGAUGGUGGUGGGAAGGUUGAUCUGAAAAAUGUGACAAUGAAAAUGAAAGAGUUUACAGGAGAAAAGAUUGAUGCCACAGAUCCAAAAAACAUUCUUGGAGACAUGGGGAUAGAAGUCAACGAUAAGGAAUGUCUGGAACUACAAAAAUUACUACCCGCUGAUGAUGACAACAGAGUUUUUCAGAAUAGAUUGCUGUCAGCUUUGAAGUCUUUCAAAGGAGGAAAGAUUGAUGCUAAUAACCUGAACACAGUUCUGAGGAACAUGGGGAUCAAGCUCAAAAAUAAGGAAUUUAAAAAUGUGAUACAAAAUCAACCUGUUGAUGCUGAUGGAAAUGUUUCUCUGAAAAAAGUGAUGAGUGAUGUGAAAGCAGUUACAGGCAAGUUACAAGUUAUCAUAAAGAUUAAAAUUCUAAUUCUUUAA